Messenger RNA from Penicillium cosmopolitanum, 867 nucleotides. Its product is annotated as oxidoreductase, short-chain dehydrogenase/reductase family. Lineage: Eukaryota; Fungi; Ascomycota; Eurotiomycetes; Eurotiales; Aspergillaceae. The record is from RefSeq and is a predicted model, not a curated record. The coding region runs from base 1 to 867 and encodes 288 amino acids. The transcript has 7 exons.
AUGGGUCAUCAUGGGACUUUCGAAGUUCCUAAGUCGGCACAGACCCAAAAUAAGCCAGGUUUGGAAAGCAAGAUGGCGUCCUCCAGCGAAUCUACGAAGUUGGAACACGAAGGCUCCUUUAUCGAAUAUGCGGGCUCAAAUAAGCUAGAAGAUAAGAAAGUUCUUGUCACUGGAGGAGAAUCUAUUGCGGUUUUUAUGGCCAGAGAGGGUGCAGAUAUCAGUCUCGUCUAUUUGCCCAAAGAGCAAGGCGAUGCCGAGGCUACCAAAAAGAUGAUUGAGAAGGACGGCAGACAAUGUCUUCUCCUACCGGAGGACUUGAGAGAUCGCGAUUUCUGUCAUUCGUCAGUAGAAGAACAUGUUAAACGGUUCGGCAAGCUCAACGUCCUUGUGAAUAAUGCAUCUAAACAGUAUAUUACCCAGGAGUUUCCAGACAUCGACUUGGACAGAACAGAGGAUAUAUUCAUGUGCAACAUUAUUCAGAUGAUUGCGAUGGCAAAAUUUGCUCUCGUCCAUAUGUCUCGCGGUGACUCUAUCAUCAACACGUCCUCUGUCGUGACAUUCCGGGGAUCGGGUACUAUGGUAGACUACUCUGCUACAAAGGGGCCAAUAGUCGGCUUCACAAAAUCUCUAGCAAAAUAUCUUAUUCCGAAAGGAAUACGCGUCAACGCUGUGGCCCCAGGCGCUAUAUAUACGCCUAUACAAGCCGAUACGCGCGAUGCUAGGCAGAUGGAAGGCUGGGGACGGGGUGCUGGGCUCGGUCGGCCAGGGGAGCCCAGCGAGGUUGCGACGUGCUUUGUGUUUUUGGCCAGUGCUGAUGCGUCACUAUAUUAUGGUCAGGUGCUGCAUUGCUACCCGCUCGGGGACUGA